AUGAAUCUGGAUGUUUUCAAAGUUGAAGUGUGAGUUUUUCGGGGAUUUUUCUAAAAGUUUUCCGGGAGUAAGGGUAAAACAGAUGUCUCUAAAUAAUUCAUUUUUUUAUUAAUCUGUCAAAAAAAAACAAGAUUAUGCACAUAGAUGAAAAAGGUGAAACAUCUGUCUGUCUUGGUUACGUGUCCAGCCAAAUUAGUCCAUCUUUUUUCUUGUUUACAUUUAAUUACUUUCGAACGAAUAUGGGAACACGCCCCGGCUGACCUUGUUUUUGGACUUUUUGACACCUCUCAACCGCUUCAAAUCGAAUAAUUACUUAUAUAAUCUGUCGAAAACCGCAAUUAAUCUUCAGGUUUCCCGCUGGGAAACUACGAUUUCCGAUAGAUUUUAUCGGUUUUUGUGUAUUUUUCAAAAAUAUGUGGGGGUUUUUCUAGUUGAUUCGCUUUGGAAAACAAUGAAAUUAGUGCAACAAAGGUCCAUUGUUCCUUUCCUUUUUGCAUCUAGAAAAAAGUCGCUGAAUAAAGUUGUUAGAAAAACAAUUGUUGAGUGAUUUAUAGUUGUUCAUGUUCAAUUUUUGCUAAAAAAAAAUGUGGGGCAAAAAACUUAUCUUCUUCUCGUUUUUUUCCGGGACAAAUUCGAUUGUCACUUCUUUUUUGCUUUGAUCCAACUAUACAUAUUUUCGAACGUAUUUUUUUUGAACGUAGACAUCUGGCAAGUCAUUUUUCAAGGUGAAAAUGGGCCUUUUCACAAUAUGUUUAGGAGAUUCAAGGUUUUCUUGGAAUUUAUUUGAAUUUUCAAAGGUGCAUGCUAAAUGAGGCUUUGGUCUCACGGCGAACGGUUUUGCGUGUAGUUCUCUUGGAGAAAAUGACCAGGUUUAUAGCUCUUUUUGUGCUCUGCCGACCUUUUUCUCUUUAUUCUUGUGUUUUUGUCCCUUUUUUCCCUUCUCACCCACUAUUCCUAUUCCUAUUAUUAUUAUUCCUUUUUUCUCUCCUGGUGUUCUUUUUUUUCUUUGCGAGAAUGGACAAUAAGAAAUAGAAGGAGAAAAAAAAUGAAUAUUGGAAUAGAACAGCUGCCAAAAUGACUUUUUUUCGGCGAUUUUUGGGGGAGUUUUUGGGUGAAAUUGUCGUUUUCGAUCUGAAAAUCAGGAAAUUUAGCUGAAAUUCUUGGAUUUUCCGGGAAUUUCAAGUGAGUUUCAUGAUUUUCAGCUCGAAAUUGACCGUAGAUGCGAAAGCUAUGUUCAAAUUUUAAAGCCAGAUUCUUCCAGGAAAGAAUAGGUUUCAAAAUUCUAACUAAAAAAUUUUUUGAAUAUUUUCUUGAUUCUUCGUUUGACUUUGUUUCAAAAAAAAAAUAAAUUUCAAAUUUUGAGAGGUUUCUGACUGAAAUUUCAAAUUUCUAUAAUCUUUGAUUUCAAAAACUUAUUUGAAGUAGUAUUUUCUAUCUGAAAAUAAUAAAAUUCACCUGAAAUUCUUUGAUUUUCCCGGAUUUUCAGGUGAUUUUUAUGCUUUUCAGCUCGAAAUUGACCGGAGAUGCGGAAGCUAUGCCCAAUUUUUCCACCUUGACUUCUGAAAUCUGACCCUAUUCAUGUUCCUCUCCUAAUUAUUUCCUUCUCCCAAUUUUUCCUUUCCAUCUGCACAACAAAAGUGUCAAUUUCUUCUUCAUUUUUCAUCCCAAAAUAAGCCAUAAACUUAAAUAUUUGUUUAUUUUUCCGAUUUUCCCAAUUUAUUUAUUCUUCCUUCCCUCAUUAGUAUUCAAAAUUGAAAUUUAAUUUUAUUUCAAUUUCAAUUUCAGAAAAACCUGAUAAUUAUUUGUUGUAUGAGACAGAUCUAUAAUUAUUAUAUAAAUUCGUAUUGACAAGUAUUCUCCUUUUUUUUUGGCCCAAAAACGAAUCGAAAUUUAUAUUCAUGAGAGAAUUUCUGAUACUGUUUUUUGUUUGUUUGGUUUCUUUUUAGGGAAAAUGGAAAAAAAAAACAACAAAAGAAACGAAAAAUCUUGGUUUUUUGGUUGGUUUUUCACCCAAAAAAUUAAAUUUUCAUUGAUUUUCUAAUCAUUUUCGAUAUGAAAUUCAUAAAAUUCAUCUGAAAAUUUACCAUUCAAAUUUCGUCGCAAAAUACGUUUCAAAAUUUUUAUAAUAGAAUUUUCGGAAACAAAACCUUGAUCUGUAUGCGCGAUACUGUUGGCUCCAAAUUCUACCUGAAAAUAUGAUUUUCAUAUAAUUUAUGACUGAAAUUUCGAGCUGUACCUAAAUUUUCCGAAUUUUUUAGCAAAAAUUUUCCCGAAAAUCAUAUUCAAAUUGUCAUUUUCGAUCUGGAAAUCAUAAAAUUCAUCUGGAAUUCCUGGAUUUUCUGGGACAUUCAGCUGUUUUUCAUGAUUUUCAGCUCGAAAUUGACCGAAGAUGCGGAAGCUAUGCCCAAUUUUUUGCUUAUUUUCCCCCUCAAAAAUCAGUUGUUCACAUAACCUUGCUCAGAGAUUCGCUGGCCAGCUCGCCACUAGAUCAGGACCAGGUGGCCGGAAAGUUCAAAACGAGCUGAAUUUGAUUCGGCCACCAGGUCGCCUUGAGUUUUCCGGCGACGUGGCCUGUGUGUUUCAAACCCUGAAAAGCUAGCAAGACGGUGGUUUGUACUCAAAAUAGUGCAUUUUUUACUGUUUUUUUCACUUCCUAAGGUUUCUAGUACUCCGAAAAAACAGAAAAUGAGCCAAUUUCUUCUAGAAUGCUCGGAUUCACAAGUUUUUUAGACUUUUUUCUCUUAAGCGAGACGAUCUGGACGUGAGGUCGGGUCGAGCUGGACAACCUGGGCGAGGUGGUCUGCAUGAACUGAACCACCUCGCGACCAGGUCGUCUGGCAAAAAAUACGGGCGAUGUGGUUGUCCGUGUCAAUUUCAGAUGGGCAGUCGACCCCACCUAGUGACCAGCUGGCCAGCGAAUCUCUGAGUGAGAAUAAAUUCCGUCCGUUUUGAACGGGAUAUAUUUUAUUUUUAUUUUAUUUGAUUUCAUAUUAUAUUUUUCAUCCCAUUUUAUUUAUUUGAUGUGUGAAAUAGAAUUUUUAGUAUUCGAGAAUUUUUUGAAUUCUUUUCUUUCGAAACAAAAGAAAUCUGAAGUACCUUGAAGAAUUAUUCAUUAUUAAUAGUAAUAAUAAAAAGGGGAAUUUUUGAGCCCCAAAUGAAAUUUUUUCAUUUAAUCUUUAAGAAUUAGCCUCAUUUUUACUAUGCAGUGCAAACGAAAAAAAAAGUUUUCCACUUUUUUUGUGACAUCUUUUUCAGUCAGUGUCCAUCCAGCCAGCUCUUUUUUCUUCUCUCUUUUUUUACGAGAAUAAAUUUGUCGUUUUUUUUUGAACGAGCUAUAGCUUGUUUUUUGCUCGUGUCUUCGCCAAGUUUUUUUUUGGCGCCAAAAAGUACACUUUGUUGGUUUGUGGGUUUUUCUUGGAAGCAAAACAUCGUGUAAAAUUCGCCAUGAUUUUCUAACCAAAAAUUAUUGAAGCUUUCCCAAAAUCCCAUAUUCAAAUUAUCAUUUUCCCUCUGAAAAUCAUAAAAUUCACCUGAAAUUCCUGGAUUCUCCGGGAAUUUCAGCCGUUUUUUAUGAUUUUCAGCUCGAAAUUGACCGGAGAUGCGGAAGCUAUGCCCAAAUUUUGAAGGCUUGACUGGGCUCAAGUUAGGCUAAGUUAGACCCUAUCUAGUUUUAGUCCAAAAAAAAAACAAAAAAGUACACUUUUCUGUUUUUUUCUUGUGACUAAUCAGUACAGAACAAAAAAAAGAAAAACAAAAAAGUUUUGCCGAUUUUUUUGUAAGCAAGCAAACAGAACGCUUUUUCGCCUUUGUAGUUUUUUUUGGAAAGUUCGGGUAACUUUUUCUCUGAGCCUUUAAAACUAUAUACAAAAUGUAAAGAAAAAAUGUUGUUUUUGAUCAGCAAAUUUAGAAAUUCUAGCUGAAAAACGAGAUGAAAAUGGACAUUUUUUAAAUUUCCCCGAAAAAAUACGUUUCAAAAUUGUCAUAUACAAAAAUUUCAGACACUUUUUUUGAUAGGUCUUCUUCAUCGUAAAUAUUGAUGACAAAAAUUGAAAUUUGGAGGUUCCUGACUGAAUUUUUCAUUAAAACUUUUCUCAAAACCCAAUAUUCAAACUGUCAUUUUCGAUCUGAAAAUCAUAAAAUUGACCUGAAAUGUCUGGAUUUUCUGGGAAUUUAAAGUGAUUUUUAUGAUUUUCAGCUCGAAAUUGACCAGAGAUGCGAAAGCUAUGUCCAAAUUUCCUCCCAAAACCUGACUUUCCUUUCAUAUUUUUCUUGAUUCAUUCAAGUGUAUCUAAUCGAGGUCCCAAAUGCAAAAAAAAAGAGGAAGAAAGAUACUUUUUUGUGACUCUCUCCACAAAAAAUUCUUUCUUUGUUUUCUUUUUUUUUGUUGUUUUUAAUCCAAAUUUCCUCCUCCUCCCUCCACUUUUGGAAGAAAAAAAAAACAUUUCGAAUUUUUUCCUCAAUUGUUUGUAUAACUCGAGUUUUAUCCGGUUUUUUCGAAUUUUCACACGAAAAAUGAAAGAAGUACUUGUGAUUUACAAUAACUCGGAGGGUUUUUUGGCACACCGCCAGACUUUUGCACGGUGUAAAAAUGCGCAAGCAAAUGUUAUGAUGAUUUCUUUCGUUUUUGUUUAUAUUACUCUCUCGUUUUUUGUGUUGUGUAAAUAAAACAUGCUUGUAUGCUUCUACAAGACACAAAAUAAAUGCUCGCUUUUUAUUUUUUUUUGAUAUUGGAGAUUUUUUGGCGUGUAAUUGAAUAGCGAAAAGUCAAUUUUUUGUUGUUUUGUGUUGGCAAAUUAUUUUGAUUCGGGAAUUUUUGGGUUUUAAGUUAGCCUAACUUAUUCGGAACAAAUUUUUAAACCUGAAUUUUCAGAAUAUCCCAAAAUCCUCUCCUAUUUUUCUGAGUUAGGCUAACUCCACGUCAUGUUUUCCCCUUGGGAAUAAUUAGCCAAAUAACCUAAAUUUUCAAAACUCUUCAUUCAAAUUGUCAUUUUCGAGCUGAAAAUCAUGAAAUGUUUCUGAAAUUCCUGAAUUUUCCAUGAGUUUCAGAUGAAUUCUAUGAUUUUCAGCUCGAAAAUGACCUGAGAUGCGAAAGCUAUGCCCAAAAUUUCAUUUUCGAUCUGAAAAUUCUUGAUUUCCAGCCCAAAAAUGGCCUUGAUUACUGUGGCUAUUUAUGCCCCCAAAUUGUCUCCUUCUCUGUUUCCCAACCAAAAAACCACAUUUUUCGUGUGAAAAUGCGAAAAAUAACGACCUUUUUCGGCUAUUUCUCAUUUUUCUUCAAAAAAUUCUCUCCCAGCGAACACUUCAUUUUUUAGUCCGUUUUCAAAAAUAGCAAGAAAUCGUAUAAGAGAUUAGCACUUCUUAUCUUCCUACGAAAACAACUUUGCUUAUCAAAAAUGAAAUUUUUGGCGUCAAAAUUCUCGAACAUCUUCCCUUCUCUUAUCAGAAUUUUUGAAACAGCUUUUCAACAAAAAAACGGUGUUUUUUGUUGUUUAUUUACUCAAGCAGCCUACGUUUUUUUGGUUCGUUUUUAGUUGCGAAAAAGAUUAGAAUUUCGAACGGAUUAUUUGUAUACUUUUUUUGUGGAAAAAAUAAAGAAGAAAUUCUCGCUUUUGAAAAAAAAAUGAAAAGUUUAAUGUCUUCUUUUUCCCUUUUGAUUUGCAUAAUUUUUCGCACCCAUACGAAAAAAAUAAAAAAAUAUCCGCUGAACAAUUUUUUAUCGCAUAUUUUCAUCUUUUCUCUUUUGCUCUUUUUUGGUGGGAAACAUCAGAAUUUUUUGGGAAAAUCUUGUAGCUUAUUUCGAGAUGAGUUAUGACGUGGAAAAUCUUGAACACAGCUCUGAAACCCCAUAUUCAUAUCGUCAUUUUCGAUCUGAAAAUCAUAAAAUUCAUCUGGACUUCCUGGCCAUCCAGGCUUUUCAGAUGUUUUUCAUGAUUUUCAGCGUAGACGCGGAAGCUAUGCCCAAAUUUUCAUUCUACCCAUCCUAAAUCGGGCCUAAUCGAGCCUAAGCCUAAUUUCAGACUCCAUUUUAGACGAAGCCUGAAAUUUGAGAUUCUCUUGAAUAUUAUUCAUUUGCCACGUCAUAACUCAUUUCCAAACUCUAUCCCUUUCUCCUCAUCCCAAUCCCCUGAUUUCAGAAUGGAUCCAGACGCGGAGUUCAACCUUCUAACAACAAUCUAUCAAAGUGUUGUGUACGACAUGAAACAAACGUAUCCCGGUUGGGAGCAAUUGAGUCAAAGAGCACAAAAAUUGGGAGCACACCUGAAAGCCACUGCACAAUGUUUGAACGGAUUUGUGGAGGCGAUGCAAAGUGUUUCGGAUCAUGCUAAUAAUUUGAAGGGUAAGGGGCGAUUUUUAGAGGGAAGUUGAUAGAAAUCAGAGUUGCCACGUGGAAAAUUUCACGUGAUUUUUAAAAAAUUUUCAUUUCGGUUAAAAUUUCGAAAUGAAAAUGGUCCGCGAAUUGUGAGUUAGGAUAAGUCGUAACAAAAUUACAACUGAAAACCAAAAUUUACUCUAAAAGCAGAACACCUUAGGCUAUAGAAGCCUGGCAAGCCCUAAAUUAAAAAUCCAAAAGCCUCAGCUCCGAAUCUACCUCUACAGGUUCAACCCGCGAUGUUGGCGCCUGCAUAACACGUGUCUGCAUCAAACAACGAUCGAUCGAAAAUCGAAUGAGAUCUUGGGCCGACGCACUAACUGACGAAUUUGCACUCGGAUUACAACAACGAGGAACCUAUUGGAAGAAUCGAUGUAAUGAGUUGGACAAAAUGGCGGCGAAACAUGUGAAAAAGGUGCGCGCGCGGAAACAACGACCCGAUAUCACUGUGAUGAAUGAGCAAAGAGAAUUGUGCACCAAGAUUUUGACGGAGCAAAGGACACAGUUUGCAUUUUUUAUCAAUACGUUGAUGCCGGUUUUGGUAAGGGAUUUUGAAUGAAAUAUUUUUUUCUACUUGAUUUUGAACAACUGGUAAUGAAGCUGUUGUAAAAAACUGAAGGAGUCAACUGGCAUAUGAGUUAUGACGUGGCAAAGUCUGAAAAUCGGAAUUUUACUAGGUGAAAACUAGCCUCCUGAAUAAUAGAAUUGCAUAAAAAGCACAGAGGUAGCUCCAGCUUAGCUUCAAAUUGUUCAGAAGGCUAGUUUCCGCCUAGUAAAGUUCCGAUUUUUCAAAAUUGCCACGUCAUAACUCAUUUUCCAGUUGACUCAUUCUGUUUUUUACUACAGGUUCAUUACCAGUUGGUCAAAAUCCACGGUGCGCUUUCCUUUACGCGAGCAGCCGUCGAGAAAAAAAUGGAAAAAGAAGCAGAAAAAAGGUCAGAGAAAGAGAGGAAACAAGUGAAAAGAUUAUGGCGCAAUGAGAAAAUUGUGUGCGAUGGAGCGCGCUUUCUCUCCUCUCCUAAAAAUUUCUCGACGGUCUUUUUGUUCAGGCGACGUAAAGAAAAGCGCACCGUGCCACGGGCGAAAAAACAAGACAAAAAAGGCACACUUUUUUCACUGCGGACUUUUAGGGGAAAAGGGGCGUGUCAUGUACCCUACAGUGUACCUUAUGGGAAUCCCUCCAGAGUCAACUCUGAUCACUCCUCGAUUCAUAUUAUCUCUCGUUUGAGAAUCGACAAAAAAGUGAAAAUGAAAAGAAAAUACAACAAAAUGAUUUUUUCGCGCACUGAUUUUUAGGUAGAUCAAAUUAAAAUCUGAAUAGUCCGCAAUGAAGAAAAAUGUUUGAUUUUUUCGCCCGUGCCGUGAAUCUACUAGAAAAAUAUAUUUCAUUCAAAAAUCCUUUCUCUAAACCUCUUCUAACGCUAUUUCUUUCACAGAACAAUCAAAUGAAUAUGUUGGACGAUGGAGCGCACUUACGACAAGUCGUCGAUUCUCUCGAAUCCACCGUCAAACACGUCGACACUGAUCAACUGGUCAACUCAAUUGUGAAUGACGUGGCACAGGGUCCCGACACGGCGUGGAAACAAUGUCUAUCGCAAGCCGGUCAGAAAUGGCGAACCGGUUCGAGUAGCGAUGACAAUUAUUCGGUGAGAGAUAUGUGUGCAACACCGGCGAGUUUGCGAGGAGUUGGAGGAAGUACGAUGGAUAGUUCGGCGAGUUCGGUGAUUACGUCAUCAUCGACGCGGUUUUCGAUGAAACCGCCGCUUCAGAGAAGAAAUAGCGAGAAAAGUAUUGGACAGGUAAGACUUUUUACAUAUUUUUCUCAAAAAUGCUCCAAUUUUCACCCGAAAUUUGUCGGAGAAUGUGUAAAACAUUAAAGUAUUUUUGCAGUUCUCAAUGUCUUCACCAACUGAAGGAUCAAACACUUGUUUGAACAUGAUUGGAAAUGGUCUCACAACGAACUCGUCCUCAAACACAAUCACUGAUAUUUAUCGAUCGAAUCCACCGCCAGCUUAUCAACAAGUUAUCAAUGCACGACAGGGCGCAAUUCAACGACCGCAAAAUUUGAAUUUUGACACAUUUGUGAGUGAUUUUGGGACGAAAAGGGAAAAUAAAUUAAACGUGGUACUGUAGUUGACGAGAUGUGUGCAAACACUGACACGCCUACACACAAUGCAUUUUAAUUCACGCGCACGUAUUUUUAUUUAUUUAUUUUGUGAAAACCCGGGGAAAUCGGAAUAUUUAGGGAUAGGGAAUGUGAUUUUGCUAGUUUUUAACCUGUGAAAAAUUGAAUUUGAAAGGACAAAUGUGAUGUUUUAAGCCUGGAGCAUUUCGAAGUUUAAGAAUAAAGUUUUAUGGAUAUUUUUUGACUAAAUUUGAGUAAUUUUCACAGUAAAGCCCAAAUUUCCCUCAAUUCCAUAAUUUUCCAGACUCCAUCUUCUUGUCUCGGAACAACUCCAAUCGUCUAUUCAACAACAUCAUCAAACAAUGGAAUAUCUCCACCCGGUAAUAAUAUCAUCCCAUCAUCCGGUAGUUCAGUCGCUUCAACAAGUGCAUUGCUCAUAUCAGAAGCCUGCAAAGACAUUGAUCAACUUGGAAGCGAUUUGGAGAAUUAUUGUAAUUUGAAUAACAGUCAAGAGAAGUAUUAUAUUGAUUCGACAUCGGUGAAUCGAAGAGCUUCGCAUGCUGGAGAUUUUGGUGGAGGACAAAAUGUUCAUGGUAAGGGUUUGAAGUGUGGGGAUGGGGAUUCUGGUUAUGACGUGGAUAAUUUUACUCGAAAAUAUUGAUUUUUUCAGCCAUCGAUCAAGCAAAACGAGUUUCGGUUCAUACAAUUGGAUUAGGAUCCUCCCAACAGCAACAAUCACAAAUUGUUGGAGGAGUGAGAAUGAGAACUAGUGAGUUUGGAUUUUGAGCUAUGACGUGGCAACUUUUUUUUUCGAAAAAAAAAACAGAUGAGCCUCGUUUUUUGUGGAUUCUAAGAGAUUUGAACGUUUUUUUUCGAAAUUUUAAUGUUUUCUCGAAUUCCCAGAGAUUUUUUUGAACUUUGAAACCAGAAUUAAAGGGGUUGUCCUUCUACGUCGAAAAUCAAGUCCGCAAUAGUGCGUCACUUUUUAAAACUAACUAUAAGCAAGCCUAAAGUUGAUUAAAAUCACUUUCCAUAGUUGAAAAAUGUUAGGAAAUACGUUUCGCGAGAAAUACACAGAAAGAAAUGAUGUGUGUGAAGAGCACACAUGUUUUUUAUAUGCACUAAAACCUUAAAACCUAACAAAAACAUGAAUAAAAUGGUGAAAACUCGCUCUAAAAUCAAAAUAAAAUAUGGAAUGUUUCAGGAGCACCUUAGCUCUAUCGAUUAAGCCUAAGUUUCCCUGUAGCAGGACAACCCCUUUAAAAAAAAACUAUUUUUGAGCCUAAUUUUCAAAAAAUGUAUGCAAUCAAAAAAUCAUUGAGAAAAUUUCCAUUCAAAAUUUGAGUUUUAUCUGAAACGUAUUUUUUUCAUCUGAUUUUUUUUGAGUGAAAUUCAAAUUUUUAUAAAUUUUCACUCAAAAACUGAGAAUCCCAAUUUUUCCAGCGUCAGCUUCUCGUCCACCUCCACCAGCUCGAAGAUCUUCACAAAUCACAGCAGCCACUCCAACUGCACCAUCUGUGGCUGAACAAAGAAUGAAUGGAUCAAUGGGUUAGUUUGAAAAUUUUCACAUGUAUUUUUGUUUCUGAAUUUUUCUGAAUUUUCAAAUUUUUUAGCCGGAAGUCGUCAAUCUUUGGAUUCAGCUGGUUUAUAUGACAACAAUCCUCAAAAUCAACAACAAUAUUACUCAUUUUCGCGCCAAAAUCCGGCAAAAACGGCGGCUGCUGCCAAAUUUCGCAUCUAG
This is a messenger RNA of Caenorhabditis angaria, 10236 nucleotides long. The record is from the annotation of a GenBank genome assembly. Lineage: Eukaryota; Metazoa; Nematoda; Chromadorea; Rhabditida; Rhabditidae.